AUGGAUCCGCGCGUGGCCUGGAUCCAGCCCGAGCAGAAGGGGCCGGCCAAUGCCCUGUGGAUGCAGAUCUGGGAGACCUCGCAGGGCGUGGGCCGCGGCGGCUCCGGCUUCGCGUCCUACUUCUGCCUCAACUCGCCGGCUCUGGACACGGCGGCCGCGCCCGGGGCUGCGGGACGCGCAGCAGCAGCAGCAGCAGCGGCAGCAGCAGCGGGAGGAGGAGGAGGAGGAGGCCCGGGGCCGGCGCCCGCCGCGUCGCCCCCACCGCCUGCACCCGGUCCCGCCGCCGCGCUGCCCCCGGCUCUGCUGACGGCGCUCGGGCCCGCGGCGGACGGCGCGCGGCGCCUGCACAAGUCCCCGUCGCUGUCGUCGUCCUCGUCCUCGUCGUCGUCGUCCAACGCCGAGUCGGGCACCGAGAGCCCCGGCUGCUCGUCGUCGUCGUCCUCCAGCAGCACCUCGCUCAGCCGCGCGAGCGGCGGCCGCACCUUCUUCAGCUUCGCCGACGGCGCGGCCCACGCGCACCCGGGCCCACGCGGCCCCGCGCCCGCCGGCUCGCCGCCGCCGCCGCCGCCGCAGCAGCAGCAGCACCAGUUCCACCCGGGCCGGCGGAAACGCGAGAACAAGGCCAGCACGUACGGCCUCAACUACCUGCUGUCCGGCAGCCGCGCGGCCACGCUGAGCGGAGGGGGCGGCCCCGGGGCCCAGGCGGCAAGGCCCGGCACGCCGUGGAAGAGCCGCGCGUACAGCCCGGGCAUCCAGGGGCUUCAUGAGGAAAUAAUUGACUUUUAUAACUUCAUGUCCCCUUGUCCUGAAGAGGCAGCCAUGAGAAGGGAGGUGGUGAAACGGAUCGAAACGGUGGUGAAAGACCUCUGGCCGACAGCUGAGGUGCAGAUAUUUGGCAGCUUUAGUACAGGUCUCUAUCUUCCAACAAGUGACAUAGACCUGGUUGUCUUUGGAAAGUGGGAGCGUCCUCCAUUACAGCUGUUGGAACAAGCCCUUCGGAAGCACAACGUGGCUGAGCCGUGCUCCAUCAAAGUCCUUGACAAAGCUACAGUGCCAAUCAUAAAGCUCACAGACCAGGAGACUGAAGUCAAAGUCGACAUUAGCUUUAACAUGGAGACUGGUGUCCGGGCGGCCGAGUUCAUCAAGAAUUACAUGAAGAAGUACUCGCUACUGCCGUACUUGAUUUUAGUGUUGAAGCAGUUCCUCCUGCAGAGGGAUCUGAACGAAGUCUUCACGGGAGGCAUCAGCUCCUACAGCCUCAUCUUAAUGGCCAUCAGCUUCCUGCAGUUACAUCCAAGAAUUGACGCCCGGAGAGCUGACGAAAACCUUGGAAUGCUUCUUGUAGAGUUUUUUGAACUUUAUGGAAGAAAUUUUAAUUACUUGAAAACUGGUAUUAGAAUAAAAGAAGGAGGUGCCUAUAUCGCCAAAGAAGAGAUUAUGAAAGCCAUGACCAGUGGGUACCGACCGUCGAUGCUGUGCAUUGAGGACCCCCUGUUGCCUGGAAACGAUGUCGGGCGGAGUUCCUACGGGGCCAUGCAGGUGAAGCAGGUGUUUGACUAUGCGUAUAUCGUGCUCAGCCACGCUGUGUCACCGCUCGCCAGGUCUUACCCCAACAGGGAUUCUGAAAGUACUUUAGGAAGAAUCAUCAAAGUCACCCAGGAAGUGAUUGACUACCGGAGGUGGAUCAAAGAAAAGUGGGGCAGCAGAAUCCUUCCAUCUCCAGAGCUGGACAACAGGAUUAAGAUAAAGGAGAGAAUCAACACUUGCAAUGGAGAGCAGAUGAAGAGCCGGGAGCCCAGCUCCCCUUACAGCCAGCGCCUGACUCUGUCCCUGUCCAGUCCCCAGCUGCUCUCCUCAGGCUCUUCUGCUUCUUCCGUGUCCUCACUCUCUGGAAGUGAUAUUGACUCAGAUGCACCAGCCUGCACCACACCCAGUGUUUGUCAGUUCAGCCUACAAGCACCCACCACCCUAAUGGCCAGCCUGCCCACAGCCUUGCCAAUGCCCAGCAGCAAACCUCAGCCUGCUGCUUCCAGAACAUUGAUCAUGACAACGAACAAUCAGACCAGGUUUACUAUCCCCCCGCCGACCCUCGGAGUUGCCCCUGUUCCUUGCAGACAGGCUGGUGUUGAAGGAACCACAUCUCUGAAGGCUGUUCACCAUGUGACUUCCCCGGCCAUCCCCUCGGCGUCCCCCAAUGCACUGUCCAGUCCUCACCUGUAUCACAAGCAGCACAGUGGCAUGAAACUGUCCAUGAAAGGCUCCCACAACCACACCCAGGGUGGAGGCUACAGCUCUGUGGGCAGUGGAACCGUGAGGCCUCCUGUUGGCAACCGAGGACACCACCAGUACAACCGCACUGGCUGGAGGAGGAAAAAGCACGCGCACACGAGGGACAGCCUGCCUGUGAGUCUCAGCAGAUAAUGGCUCCUGGCUGCUCCCACCCCAGACUGCCCAUCGGCCUCGGGUCCCGCAGGGAACUGAGACCAGCAUCCAGCACCUCCACCGUGGCUGCCGAGUGCCGCCCAGCACUGGUCACUCUGCAUGUUUGUGUGGUGGCCGCAUCCAUCUUACAGAGCAGCUCCAUGUGCUCAUCUGUGAAGCCUUACUACACGUGGAUGUGCGUCUGCCUGCCUAGAAGUCUUCGUCCGUGCCCACCAGGGCGGCUCAGGAGUGGCAGGGACCGGAUGUGCUCGU
Messenger RNA from Peromyscus eremicus (cactus mouse), 2694 nucleotides. It is a transcript of the gene Tent4a, whose product is annotated as terminal nucleotidyltransferase 4A. Gene Ontology annotation, cellular component: nucleolus; TRAMP complex. Gene Ontology annotation, biological process: RNA 3'-end processing. Bases 1 to 2421 code for a protein of 806 amino acids. Gene Ontology annotation, molecular function: poly(A) RNA polymerase activity; mRNA binding. The record is from RefSeq and is a predicted model, not a curated record. Lineage: Eukaryota; Metazoa; Chordata; Mammalia; Rodentia; Cricetidae. The transcript has 13 exons.